Messenger RNA from Scatophagus argus, 5921 nucleotides. RefSeq names its product glycogen synthase kinase 3 alpha a (gene gsk3aa). The record is from RefSeq and is a predicted model, not a curated record. The transcript is spliced from 11 exons. The coding region runs from base 214 to 1530 and encodes 438 amino acids. Gene Ontology annotation, cellular component: cytoplasm; cytosol; nucleus. Lineage: Eukaryota; Metazoa; Chordata; Actinopteri; Scatophagidae. Gene Ontology annotation, biological process: protein phosphorylation; insulin receptor signaling pathway; negative regulation of TOR signaling. Gene Ontology annotation, molecular function: protein serine/threonine kinase activity; ATP binding.
UGUAACAGCUACUUCGAACUUCAUCUCCCAGGUGGCAUUGCGAGCGAGUCUGUGUCUAGGUGUCUAGCAACAGCUAUCAGCCCAGACGCCGGCGGCAACGGGAGCGGUAUUUCUCGCUGUGUCUUUCCACGAUUAUCCGCUGUCGGGUAUUCGUAAUAAAUAGUCGCGUAGCUGAAAAUAGUGAAAAAAUAACCCUGACCCCUGCACAGAGAUAUGAGCGGCAGCGGGCGGCCCAGGACCAGCUCGUUUGCUGAGCCGCCAGGUGUGCCAGGAACCGCCGCUGUGUCCAGCGGAUCAGCCGCUGCCGUGGGGAGCAGCACAGGAAAGUCCGGGGUCCCGCAGGCCUCCGGCAGCAGCUCAUCGGGAUGCUCGAACCUUAAGCUUACCAGAGACAGUGGGAAAGUGACGACGGUUGUGGCCACGCCAGGCCAGGGACCGGACCGCCCACAGGAAGUAUCUUACACUGACAUCAAGGUGAUUGGCAAUGGGUCGUUUGGUGUGGUGUACCAAGCUCGCCUCAUCGACAGCCAAGAGAUGGUGGCAAUUAAGAAGGUUCUGCAGGAUAAGAGGUUCAAGAAUCGGGAGCUACAGAUCAUGAGGAAGUUGGAUCACUGCAAUAUUGUCAGACUUCGUUAUUUCUUCUACUCCAGUGGUGAGAAGAAGGAUGAAGUUUAUCUCAACCUGGUGCUGGACUUUGUCCCUGAGACGGUCUACAGGGUUGCCAGGCAUUUUAACAAGGCCAAGAGCAUCAUUCCUAUCAUAUACGUCAAGGUGUACAUGUACCAGUUGUUUCGCAGUCUGGCUUAUAUCCAUUCCCAGGGCGUGUGUCACCGAGACAUCAAGCCCCAAAACCUGCUCGUCGACCCAGAAACCGCCAUCCUCAAGCUGUGUGACUUUGGCAGCGCCAAGCAGCUGGUCCGCGGAGAACCAAAUGUGUCGUAUAUCUGCUCUCGGUAUUAUCGCGCCCCGGAGCUCAUUUUUGGUGCCACAGACUACACAGCAAACAUUGACAUCUGGUCAGCGGGCUGCGUGCUGGCUGAGCUGCUGCUCGGGCAGCCCAUAUUCCCCGGAGACAGUGGGGUCGAUCAGCUAGUGGAGAUUAUCAAGGUACUUGGAACCCCAACAAGGGAACAAAUCCGAGAGAUGAACCCAAACUACACAGAAUUCAAGUUCCCUCAGAUCAAAGCCCAUCCAUGGACCAAGGUGUUUAAACCUCGCACCCCUCCGGAAGCCAUCACUCUCUGCUCCCGGCUGCUGGAGUACACGCCGGCGUCGCGGUUCUCCCCGCUCGAGGCCUGUUCACACGCCUUCUUCGACGAGCUGCGUCAGCCCAACACGCGACUGCCCAGCGGCCGAGAGCUGCCCAUGCUCUUCAACUUCAGCCCCACAGAGCUGUCAAUCCAGCCCCAGCUGAACUCGACCCUCAUCCCGCCUCACGCUCGUUCUCACGCAGCUGCUUCCACCCACGAUGGCACCGGUUCAGAUUCAUCUCAGCACAGUUCGGUACCAGGAUCUCUGAACAGCAUCUGAAGCAGCCUCUUACCUGCCUGCCUGUCUGCCUCACCUUUACCUCAGACACACACACACACACACACACUCUCUCUCUCUCUCUCUACUGCUUCCUCCAUGCUGCUUGCUCUCCUCUUAGAUGAUCUGUUUUUGUACAGUAACUGCAUUGAUCAAACAAACAAAAGUUCCUCAGCUGCCAGGGUUGAAACUACAGCAGGCGAUUGUUAUAUACACACACACACACACACACGCACAGUCAGCUGCUCGGGUCGUGUGUGAAGGUUCAAAGUGGGGGCUGGUCCUCUGUAAUAUAACCUUUUUUUAAUCAAUUUUUUUUCUUUUUUCUUCUUUAUAUUUGUGUUUAUUUAUUUGAUUGAAAACAUCACGUGAUCACACAUUUUAUCUCUAUAGAGUUUUUUUCUUCCGCCUCAGAUUAUUUUUUUAUAUUCUUCAGUGUUUUUGCAUCCCUGUUAGUAAGGGGUGACUUGUUCACUGCCUGACCAGGACCAGAGCUGGUCCUGCACAGGUCAUCGGGUUAAUUUUAUUCUUCUCAGGGCGGCAGAGCGUAAGCUGGGACCGAUAAAUUAAAUCCUCCAGCCACAUUAAUGUGACAGUCCAGGCUGCUGUUUCUAAAUGAAACAUUAAAGUGAGUCUUGGUAAUUCACCUGCUUCAGCGGCAGGCAGAGUGUAGAAACUCAUCAGUACCAAGUAGCAGUUAUCCCUGUGUGGUUGGAGGUGUAUUAGAUCACCCCUCACAUGAGUCACGUCCAGUGGCUGCAUUGUGACACACUGGACUGGAAAUGACCACCGCGUCUCGUUUGUCUCCUGUUCCAGAGAGAUUUGCCUGGUAAAAGAGUGAAAUGUUCCUUUAAAAAUGUUCCUGUUCAUGCUUCUAUAUAAACCUGGGUAGGAUCGAUCACAGGAUUUUAUUUUAUUUUAUUUUUUUAACCCAAAGAGGGCAGAAGUGAUGCUUUCGAGGAAAUAUAAUUGUGUUAAAAACAUCUGGAGGAGUAUUCCUCUCCAUCACCUCACUGUCACACCUGUCGAUUCCAGCUGUGAGCAAAGCGUGUAAGCGAGUCAGUUGGAGGCAUCGCGGCGCAGCUGUAAAUGCAUCACGGCUGUCUGCUCGCUGAGGCGCGUUCAGGAGCGUUACAGCAGGAGGAAACUUAGAGGCUCGCUGUAGUUCCUUCAUCAAGCGUGGGUGGAGGAUUGGCGCUCGUUUAAUGAACCAGAGAUCGACUGGCUUUCUGUUCAGCUCUUAAAUUGUUCUUUUGCUGAAGAGAAUAACCAGAUUCACGUCCACGUUUCCUGCGUGCUGCUGUGCCGCGGCGUCGGCAGCCGCCUGCCAAGUGAAAGUAAAGUUCUGGGCCACUAAAAUUGGCUCGAAUUCAAUCUUUUAAUUAAAAAAAAAUUGUUGUUUGUAUUUAAGGUGAUGCAAUGCGGCAGGACCUCGCAAUUACAAUAAGAAAUCAAAGCUUUUGGGGAGCUCUGAUUGCUUUUGAAAAGUCUUAAAAUUGUUUUAAGAUAAAUUAUUCAUUUAAAGCUUUUAAAUGUAUUUAAACACAGUAAAUGUUGCUACUUGAUGGCUCCCCUUCACAAUUUCCUGUUGUCUUUUUUCCUGCUCUGCCUGUUGACUUGUACUCGGUCAGGAUCUGACGGGCUCCUUUUGCCAGCAUCGAUUUCUAGUUUUAAUGUAGAAGACUAUAAAUGUGUCUCUCUAAAACCUUUAAGAGCCCGUGGAAAAUAUCGGCCGUGAAGUGCUCCAAGAGCCAGCUGAAAGAUGCUCCCGUGACCCGAUGUUCGUGUCCUCCGUGGAAACGAGUGAGUGUUGGUCCUCCUGUUUUAAUAUUUUUAUUAAAUUUGAUUUGGGGAGGUUGGAGAUGCUUUAUGUAAAUUUAUUUAUUUGUGUUUGGACGAGAGUUGGGUGUCACUUACAGCCGGCAGCUUCUUUAGCAAACCGUACUUCUAUCGGUGGAAAUAAACGUAAAGUUUUCUCAGAAGCUUCGUAGAAACAAAAAUAAUCCAGAGGACAAAUGGACGUGUGCUUCAGGUCGUUAGUGCUGACAUGCACACACAAACCGAGCAUAAAGGAGAUGAAUGGAAGCCUUAAUGUGAAUAGCAGUCGAACGUGAACUCGGAGCAGGCCAGUUCCUUUUCUUCUAUCUUCGCGAGGACUAAUUUCAAUGUUAGCCCAUGAGACUGAGGCUUGGUUUUAAAGUCAGAGUCAGCACAAGGUUGGCCUGUGGGUCAUGGGUCACAGAAUGUACUAUCACAGUCCUCUUCGAGUGUAGAAGUACGCAAACGUGUGCGUGUUUGUGUGUCUGACCGUGUUCCCACCUGCAGUCCGAACAGCCAGUGUUUUAGGGCUUAGAGCAGUCAGCGACGCAGAGUUUUAGUAAAGCAGUGCAGACCAUUUGAAAGUUUGUAGUAUAGUAUAUUUGAUACUCUUGUACCAUGCCUCCACCCGCUGUUUGUAACUGCAGCCAUGUUUGUUUCAACCUUCUUCUUUUUUUUUAAAUGAGAGCCCUGAUGCUUUUUGAAUUCCACCACGUUCUGCACAUUGAUUUGAUACGAGGAGAGAGGAGAGCGUUUUUCGUUCUGUUGCCCACCAGGAUUUUCCUCCCAUCUGCUUCUGUGCUAAACUCCCAGUCCUGUGGGCUUCUGUCGGCCCCCUUCUGCUUGCUUUGCCGCGGGGAGUCCAACCAGCGUGUUUGGUUGACUCCGCAGGCUGCGUCACACUCAGAGCUGUCAGACUCUCUGUGGCUAUGAAAAGGUGUGGAAGAAGCUGCGCCCAGCGAGAGCGGUCAAACAUGGCUGAUUCUUCUCUUCCCAAAUCUCAGAAGCCAUUUCCCCCCUCCUCUCUCUCACUCUCCUCCUUCUCUUACAGCACGUGUAAAUAUCACUGAUUUUUAUUUUCCUCUUUUUACUUCCUAUUACAGAGUUGUUUAUAUCUUAUUUCCCUUCAUCAUGCUGACGAAGCAGUCUUCAGUUUGUGCAUUUUUUUGUAAAUAAGUUUCUUUUUUUCACAAUUCAAAAUGUAAAUACUGCAAAGGAAAAAAAAAUCAGCUUACUCAUUUGUUGGUGAUCUUUCUCUCUCUUUCUCUGUCUCGUAGUCCAGUGAAGAUGGUAAAGUAGCUGUUAACAAUAUCGGUACUCAGCCGUCCUCCAUGUUUGAACCGCCUGACUGUUGAAUGAAUGUUCCAAAAUGUUGUGUUUUUGUUCUCGUUGGGUGGAAAAUAUAAUCGCCUAAAGAUGAUGUUACCUCUGAUGACGUAAAUCUGAAGGACUGAGCCAAGAAAAGACAAGUUGUGCACCUGCCGACCCGCGCUGUCCAAACAGAUCCACCAUGCGUUUCCAGCUUCCUCUUGGCCUUCCACAGUUUUUAAUUGCGCAAUUAACCCCACCCCACAGUAACCAGGAGGACUGAGGACACAAACUCACUCCAACUGCAGUGUGAACUCAGCUGCUGAAACCAGAUCCCAGAUCUCAGAUCCCAGGCUUAAAAUUGUCAGCUUAGAGCUCAAAAACGCCCCAAAGCUUCAGCUUUAAAACUAGAAGAAACCCUCGAGCUUCUAGCUUCAAGCAGAGAUGAGGAGCAGCCCCCCUUUUCCUGACUCCAGGUUUUCUUCAUUUUUCAACUCUUAGUCUUCACUCUCAAACAGUGUUGUGUCAGUUCCAUUAGUCACCGGGACUUCAUGGGAGACUUCACCUGUGCAGGUAGAACUCCCCAAAAUCUGUGACCAGACUUUAUUGUGUGAAAUUGUUCCCUUUACUUCCUCUUGCCCAUAGGUGGUACAGGUGAGACUUUUGUGUCUUUUUUUUUCCUUCCACAUACUUGAUUGUUCUAAUUUUGGGACGGGACUGUGUGUCGUGACGGAUAGCAAUACAUUAUUACUGUGCAGUAUUGAGAAAAAUGACUUGGCUACAGUGCUAAGUUGGACUAGAAAUCACAUGGUAUCCAGCUUGUACUCAACUCGGGCAUUUUGUAUUAUGUGCUGUAUGACAUUGAGAAUUGCUGCUAAUGAUCACAAGAUGUCAGAAGUAGACAUUUGUGUUGUGACUGCGUGUGUGUUUGUGGUCAGGCAACGUGGAAAAUGACAGCUUAAAUUGAAUCUCAGAAAUUGUUCUCUUGUUUGUGCUCUUAGAUUCUCUGAAAACUCAGUUGUGUGUUAUUAUUACCUCGCUUAUUUUAACUGAGGGAGAUUCUUGUAUCUCUAUGAGUUCAUAUGUCGAUUUUAUUUAAUUUGUACUUGUAAUGCUGUUAACUUUGGUGUCAUUCUGUCCUGGUAGACUGAUGUGGUGGAGGCCCAGAUGGAGAAAGAGAGAGAAAGAAACACAAAACAGUCUGUCUCUGUUCAGUGUGUGUAUGAUAUGGACUCAUUUACUGUAAUAAAGUGAUGAAACUGUGUUUA